UUGGUGGUGCCUUACCGUUGCUUUCUAAAGAACCUGCUACGGCCACAAGGAGUCACCGGUUAAACCAAGGAAAGAUGCCUCAUAACCCUUUGGAUUCCAGUGCUCCUUUGGUAAAGAAGGGGAAACAGAGAGAAGUACCUAAAGCAAAGAGACCAACACCUCUUAAAAAGAUUAUUCUGAAAGAAAGAGAACAAAGAAAAUUAGUGAGGUUUAAAGUGAGUUACUGCAGCCAGGUACUUAGUAAAGAAGUUGACAGUUGUGUGACAGAUCUCCUAAAAGAGCUCGUUCGUUUCCAAGAUCGUCUGUACCAGAAAGACCCAGUAAAGGCCAAGAUAAAGCGCAGACUUGUUAUGGGUCUUAGAGAAGUUCUGAAACACCUGAAGCUGAAAAAAUUGAAGUGUGUCAUCAUCUCUCCUAACUGUGAAAAGAUUCAGUCAAAGGGUGGGUUGGAUGAGACUCUGCACAACAUUAUUGACUGCGCCUGUGAACAGAAUAUCCCAUUUGUUUUCGCCCUCAACCGCAAGGCCUUGGGCCGCUGUGUGAACAAAGCAGUGCCCGUGAGUGUGGUGGGAAUUUUUAGCUAUGAUGGGGCUCAGGACCAUUUUCAUAGGAUGGUUCAGCUGACAACAGAGGCCAGAAAGGCCUACAAAGAUAUGAUAGCAGCUUUAGAGGAAGAAGCUAAAGCAGGACUGAGAGAAACCCAACCCAAUGUCUUAACCACUGAAUCUGAAGAAAAGGACUUGUCAGAAACUGUUAAAACAUCUUCCAAGGACUCCGAUGAGGAUGUACCAAAUUAUAUUAAAGUCUGGAAGAGAAAACUUGAAGAAGAAUAUAACCCAUAUGCACUGGAAUUGGAAAAGAGUGCAACUGCUGACAUGGCGAUAGUGAAUUUGGAAGAUCAUCAGUGA
Messenger RNA from Acanthisitta chloris (rifleman), 908 nucleotides. RefSeq names its product SECIS binding protein 2 (gene SECISBP2). The transcript is spliced from 7 exons. The annotation marks the transcript as partial. Gene Ontology annotation, cellular component: ribonucleoprotein complex. Gene Ontology annotation, molecular function: mRNA 3'-UTR binding; selenocysteine insertion sequence binding; ribonucleoprotein complex binding. The record is from RefSeq and is a predicted model, not a curated record. Gene Ontology annotation, biological process: selenocysteine incorporation. Lineage: Eukaryota; Metazoa; Chordata; Aves; Passeriformes; Acanthisittidae.